GCAUCUCUCCUCUGUCUAAGGACAGUUAUCGUUCAUAAGGUAACAUUUUGUUUUGGAGCACAUGAGAAACAAAAUCCAAAGAAGAAGAAUUAUUUUUAUUGCAGUUUUUUUUUAUAUAGAUUUUUGUCAGCCUAAAAAAUAUAUAUUUCUCACCUGUGCUUUGACCUUAACAUAUAUUUACAUGAUGUGGACUUUCCUGGGAAUAGCGAGCUUCACAUAUCUUUAUAAAAAGUCUCACACAGUCUUGACUUUUGCUCCCAAAGAGCUUGUGAUGGCCGCAGCUUUGUUUCUGACAGCCGGGCUGCUGCUCUCAUAUGUCAGGUACUUUCAUGACCAGAAGCUCAGAGUCUCUCAGGUGCUUCACUUACCUCUGAGCCUGCUGUCUUUCGUACCUGUUCUCAACAACUUCAUCCCCCAGAGUUCAACGCAGAGCAGCGAGAAAGGAGAGGGCAGCUGUAAAAAGAGCCGUAGAACAAGGAAGAGAGUGGAUGUAAAGUCCUCUCCCUCACAGAGUACCUCAGAUAGUGGCUCCUCAGUGGCCCCGGAGGCAGAUGUGGUAAUAGUCGGGGCCGGAGUCCUGGGCUCAGCUAUGGCGGCCGUACUAGCCCGGGACGGGAGGAGGGUGACGGUGGUGGAGAGAGACCUGAAGGAACCUGACAGGAUAGUGGGGGAGCUGCUGCAGCCUGGAGGAUACAGAGCACUCAGAGAGCUGGGACUGCAAGGUACAGUGGAGGGUCUGGAUGCCCACCUGGUCAACGGCUAUGUGAUCCAUGACAUGGAGAGCAGCGCAGAAGUGGAGAUCCCUUACCCUCAGGCCGAUGAAAACAUCCAGUGUGGACGCGCUUUCCAUCACGGUCGAUUCAUCAUGGGCCUGAGGAGAGCUGCGCUGGCUGAGCCAAAUGUCACAUUCAUAGAAGGCACGGUGAACACUUUGCUGGAAGAGGACGGCUGUGUAACCGGACUCCAGUACAAAGAUAAAGAAACUGGAGACAUCAAGGAAAUCCACGCAUCACUGACUGUUGUGGCCGAUGGCUGUUUCUCCAAAUUCAGAAAGAGUCUGGUGUCUGGGAAAGCUCACACCUCCUCUCACUUUGUUGGAUGCCUUAUGAAGGACUGUCCCCAGUUUAAAGCCAACCACGCUGAGCUGGUCCUUGCCAACCCGAGCCCGGUGCUCAUCUACCAGAUCUCCUCCACACAAACCAGAGUGCUUGUGGACAUCAGGGGGGAGAUGCCUCGCAACCUCUCAGAGUACAUGGCUGAGAAGAUCCAGCCACAGCUGCCAGAGCAUUUAAAGGAGCCUUUCAUGGUGGCCCUGCAGAACGAUCGACUCAGGUCCAUGCCUGCCAGCUUCCUCCCUCCUUCCCCUGUCAACAAGCCAGGCGUGCUUCUCCUGGGCGAUGCGUACAACAUGAGGCAUCCUCUGACGGGAGGAGGGAUGAGUGUGGCUCUCAACGACGUUCGCAUCUGGAGAAAUCUGCUCCAAAACAUUCCAGAUCUGUACGACGACGGGGCCAUGCUGCAGGCAAAGAAAAAAUUCCACUGGGAACGCAAGUCAUCACAUUCUUUCGUGGUGAAUGUGUUGGCCCAGGCCCUGUAUGAGCUGUUUUCAGCCACCGACAAUUCUCUUCAUGAGCUGAGAAGAGCCUGUUUCCAGUACUUCAAGCUUGGCGGACAGUGCGUUGCGGGCCCUAUUGGACUCCUCUCAGUGUUGACACCCAAACCCAUGACCCUCAUCGGACACUUCUUUGCGGUGGCACUGUACGCAAUCUACUUCAACUUCAAGUCCGAGUCAUGGCUCACCAAACCUCGAGCUUUAUUUAAGAGCGGAGCCAUCCUGUACCGAGCCUGCACGGUCAUGUUUCCACUCAUCUACUCUGAACUCAAGUACCUGGUGUACUGAGGAGCACUUUGGACACGGAAAGACCAAACUCAGUUUGUCUUUACAGACCUACAGCUUAUUUGAAAGCAGAAAAAGAAACUCACAAGAAGUUUGUAUUUGUCAGCAGUUUCUAUGUUUGCCUUCCUGCUGAAAAUGGCACUGUUAUCAUUGUAAUAAUGAUGAUGAUGAUUUCCACAGUGUGUCCCUGCUGUACUGAAGAUGUCAUUGUCUAAAUGUCUAACUUAAUGCCUUAUUUUAAUUGGACAUAUUAUGCAACAAUGCCUUGGUGUAGCCCUGUAUGUGCUCACCCACACACUCUGGCCUAUAUGCUCGAGGAUUGCAACAUACGGUGUGUUAACUCGCACCCGGAUUUACACUCAAUAUUUUAAAUUUGGGGAUUUUCCUGCCAAACAGAACUGCUAUGUGGAACAUGGCAUCUGAAUUUUAUAAUAAUGAUUUUGCAAUAUAGCCACUUUUUGUGCUGUUUAUUUUCCUGUUGAGCUACGUUGGACUGUAUUUAAUAUGGGAAUUAAAGGCUCAGUGUGCAAGAUUUGUGGGCAAUUAUGACCAGAAUAUGGCUGAAAUGGAAAUAAGUAUGUUUUCAUUAAUGUAUAAUCAGCUGAAAAUAGGAAUUGUGAUCAUGUUGCCGUAGAAUGAGCCCAUUUUAUACACAGAGGGAGUGGGACUUUACAUCAAAGUCUGUCAUUUCUCUAGCAGCCUAGAACUGUAGUUUUUUCUACUUGCACAGAAGGGGAGGGUGAGGCGAGCUGGUUGCAAUCUGUAACUUGACUGCUAGAUACCACUAAAUCUUACACACUAAAUUUGAAUCUGAAGCACUUGAUGUCAAACCAGCAAGCUGUAAAUGAUCUGAUGCUGUUUUAUACAAAGCUGAGUAAACCUUCAGCCUCCUUUUGUUUGUCACACACAUUGUUUACUGUAAUGAUCAUUUCCUGCCUUCCUGAUGUUCUUCUUCUUUACAUUUUGCCAUAAGGAACUUUUUGUAUCACACUUUGGCUCCUACAGCCAGUCUUAAAACAUGCUGACACUGCACCUGACAAAACUAUAAACCCAGAAACCCGAGAAUGAUCCCAGCACUAUUUUAGUCCUGCUGGAUGUCAGUGAAUAGCUGAUACAGCAUGCUGCCUGGGGGAAGUUUGGGUUUGACUUGGACCUGUGAUAGAAGGAGCGAUCAUAUCAGGACUUAGUCAGUGGAUGAAGCUCAGGUGUAGUUUGUCCUGGGCUGACACAGACAAGGAACCCUUGAGCUGUAAUUGACCACAGCGUCCUGCACUGUCGUGUCUACCUGUGCCUGAUGUGGACCUGAUGAGCCUUUAAAUAAAUCAUACAUGACAAA
Messenger RNA from Larimichthys crocea (large yellow croaker), 3233 nucleotides. It is a transcript of the gene sqlea, whose product is annotated as squalene epoxidase a. NCBI's taxonomy places the organism in Eukaryota, Metazoa, Chordata, Actinopteri, Sciaenidae. Gene Ontology annotation, molecular function: squalene monooxygenase activity; flavin adenine dinucleotide binding. Bases 62 to 1900 code for a protein of 612 amino acids. The transcript has 11 exons. Gene Ontology annotation, cellular component: endoplasmic reticulum; membrane. The record is from RefSeq and is a predicted model, not a curated record. Gene Ontology annotation, biological process: cholesterol metabolic process; sterol biosynthetic process.